UUUGUGUUUAUUUUGCGCAAUGACAGCUGUGUGAUGUAAAUGAACGCAGUGCCUCACCAAAACAUUGCAUUAUUCUAUUGAGGAUUAGUAAAAUUCGAAUAAUUACGUACAACAGGAAUGGCGCUUAUCACACGAUUUGGAAAACCGAUACUACCUGUACGGAUUGUGUGUUGCCGUUUUCAAUCCACCCAACCAGAUGCUUCUAGCAAACGUAUUGAUGAUGAGGAAUUCCCGGUUUUGAAUUUUAAGCAAGUCAAAACUAGACCACCUGCUCGAAGGAGGACGAUGAAAGAGGUUCCUCCACCAAGAUUCCAACAAAUGGCGACAGAUCAGGACUGGGGUGCGGUGUGGCCGGGUCCAAAAUCAUUCAACCCAUCAGCCGUUCCGCUGCCACUGCGUCAAGGCUACGUCUCUAAAAAGCAUCAGUUUCCACCGGGCAAAUUUGCGAAUGCAGAACUAAUGAAAAUACCAAACUUUCUGCAUCUCACCCCACCAGUCAUCAAGAAGCAGUGUGAAGCACUCAAACAAUUCUGUACCCCAUGGCCCAAAGGUCUUGAAAGCGAGGACAAAAUGAAGCAGCACUUUCCGGUGGAUUUCAUCUCUUCGGACUACUGUCACGCCUUACCGACAAUUCGUAACCCGCUUUCACGUAUAGUAACGAUCCAGCUGAAGCUCGAUACGCUGAAGCUCAACAAACACGCCAAGGAUAAGUUUCUAAGGUUGGUUGGAGAGCGGUACAAUCCCGAUACUGACGUACUUACCCUGGUGACGGAUAGAUGUCCGCUGAAAAAGCAAAAUUAUGACCACGCAAUGUAUUUGUUGACGGCACUUUAUCAUGAAUCUAACAUUGUUGAGCCUUGGGAGGAAACGAAAUCGGAAGCCGAUAUGGAGUAUUACGACUUCAAUCGCAAUCGUGCGAAAAUUAGUUCGGAAGCUAUUCUAAACUGGAACAAACCAGAGGAUGUUCAGAGAGUGGAGGCACCCCAGAGUUAUGCUCGCUCGAUAGAGCAACUGUUUAAUGAUGGCGAAAAUGAGUACAACCUCCAGAAGUACAAGGAACAGACCUUAUCAUUGUUGGGCCUUGUCAAAUAGGAUUGGAUAUGUCUUUAAGAAAGUAUUGAAGAAAGUAUAA
Messenger RNA from Toxorhynchites rutilus septentrionalis, 1132 nucleotides. RefSeq names its product 28S ribosomal protein S35, mitochondrial (gene mRpS35). NCBI's taxonomy places the organism in Eukaryota, Metazoa, Arthropoda, Insecta, Diptera, Culicidae. Gene Ontology annotation, biological process: mitochondrial translation. Bases 118 to 1092 code for a protein of 324 amino acids. Gene Ontology annotation, cellular component: mitochondrial small ribosomal subunit. The record is from RefSeq and is a predicted model, not a curated record. The transcript is spliced from 3 exons. Gene Ontology annotation, molecular function: structural constituent of ribosome.